AUAUUUCUAACUCUUAGAAUAGCCUGUCACCAACCGAUUACUGAAAGCCAACCCCGUCUGAGAAACUGAACCUCUCAUCAUAUUCUCAGAACAGACUGAUGCAGUAGUGUAACUAUGUCACUUGACUAAUUGAAAUCAAUAAAUUAAAUCAUUGGACGCUGCAGUUACAUUUCCCGCAGAUUUUAACGUCAGUUUCUGUUUACAUUUCCCGCGUUACUUCCUGUUUACGUUUCCCGCGGUUCUUAAUGCUACUUCCUGUUUACAUUUCCCGCGUUGAGUGACAUUCAAAAUGGCUGUGCAAAGCAGUAAAGAACUCCAGUUAGACAGCAUCCAGGAACAGGGUUUUAUAUCUUUCUUUCGAAAAUUACCGGAGAAGUCCAGUGCGACGCUUAGGAUAUUUGAUCGGACAGAUUACUAUACAGUCCAUGGCAGCGAUGCAUUAUUUGUGGCUAAAGAAGUAUUCAAAACCUUGGGUGUCGUGAAAUAUCUUGGUUCUGGCUCAAACAAGAUGGAAUCUGUGGUAUUAAGCAAAUUGAACUUUGAGUCACUUGUACGUGAUUUGUUACUUGUCAAAGCUUAUAGAGUGGAGCUUUACAGAUCCAAAAGUAAAAAUGAAUGGUCAUUGGAUUUCAAGGCUUCUCCUGGAAACCUGGUUCAGUUUGAAGAUAUUCUGUUCACUAAUUGUGAAAUGUCAUCUGCUACUGGAGUUUUGGCUGUUAAGAUUGGUACAGUCAAUGGCCAACAGAUGGUUGGAACAGCUCUUGUGGAGUUGACAUCCCACAAAAUGGAGGUCUGUGAGUUCACUGACAAUGAUCAGUUUUCAAAUUUGGAGGCUCUCAUUGUUCAGUUGGGACCAAAAGAGUGUAUUGUGUGUGCUAGUGAAAUCAAUGACUCAGCCUGGCUAAAACAGGUUAUUACCCGAAGUGGACUUUUGAUUACUGAAAAAAAGAAAGGUGAUUUCCAAAGCAAAGAUAUAGUCCAAGACUUGAACAGGCUGCUUAAGUUCCAGAAGGAAGACCAACAGAACAGUGCUGCUUUACCUGAGCUUGAUAACACUCUUGCUAUGGCAGCAUUGUCUUCCCUAGUCAAGUAUUUGGAGUUACUUUCUGAUGAGGGCUACUUUGGCCAAUUCAAAUUGUCUACAUUCGAUCUGAAGCAGUAUUUGAAGUUGGAUGCAGCUGCAGUGAAAGCUUUGAACAUUCAACCUAAUCCUUAUGAAGGUGGAAACAAGAAUCAGAGUAUUUUGGGAUUAUUAAACAAGUGUCGUACAGCACCAGGUCAACGGCUCCUAAGUCAGUGGAUUAAACAACCUUUGGUAGACAUCAACAAAAUAGAAGAGAGGCUUAACAUGGUAGAAGCAUUUGUCAACAACACCGAGUUACGUCAGUCACUCCAUGAAGACCAGUUAAAGAAGAUUCCGGAUUACCAGCGUUUAUCCAAAAAAUUUUAUCGUAAAAAGGCUAAUCUUCAGGAUUGCUACCGUGUGUACCAUUCCUUGAGUAAGUUGCCAUAUCUUGUGGAAACUCUGGAGAAGGAUGAUGGUCCUCAUAAAAAUCUUGUGAUGCAGGUCUUCAGUAAUCCAAUCAAGGAAUUACUGUUGGAUUUCAUUAAAUUUGAAGAGAUGAUUGAAAGUACAUUGGAUAUGGAACAAGUAGAAAAUCAUGAAUUUCUAAUUAAACCUGAAUUUGAUGAUGUUCUAACAUCUCUACGAGAAAAACUUGAUGAAGUUGAGGCUGAUAUUAAGUCCCAGUUAAAUAAGGUGGCAAGGGACCUGGGAGUUGAACCUCAGAAAACACUGAAGCUCGAAUCAAACAGUCAGUUAGGUUAUUUUUUCCGAGUCACUCGAAAGGAGGAGAAACUAAUCCGAAAUAACAAAACCUAUCUUACCAUUGACACCAAUAAAAAUGGUGUGAGGUUUCACAACACUGGUUUGCGGCAGUUGAAUGAAGAGUUUGUACAACUGAGACAAGAUUAUGCUGAACAACAGAAAACUGUUGUUGCUGGAAUCAUUGAUAUUGCUGCUGGUUAUGUUGAACCUAUGAUGCAGAUGAAUGAUAUUCUUGCACAACUGGAUGUUAUGGUUUGUUUUGCCCAUGUAUCUGCUAAUGCACCAAUACCUUAUGUACGUCCUAAACUUUUGGAGAAAGGAUCUGGAAUUAUUCGACUGAAGGAGGCAAGACAUCCAUGUUUGGAAAUGCAGGAUGAUGUUUCUUUCAUUCCCAAUGAUAUUGAAUUUGAAAAAGAGAAACGGAUGUUCCACAUUAUAACUGGACCCAAUAUGGGAGGAAAAUCAACAUAUAUUAGAUCUGUUGGCUGUAUUGUACUUUUAGCUCAGCUUGGUUGUUUUGUGCCUUGUGAUGAAGCAGAGAUUUCCAUUGUUGACAGUAUUUUGGCACGUGUUGGUGCUGGAGAUAGUCAACUAAAAGGUGUAUCUACAUUUAUGGCAGAAAUGCUGGAGACUGCAUCAAUUCUCAGAUCAGCAUCAGAAAACUCUUUGAUCAUAAUAGAUGAGCUUGGAAGAGGUACCUCAACCUAUGAUGGAUUUGGUUUAGCUUGGGCCAUUGCAGAAUACAUUGCUACAAAAAUCAAAGCCUUUUGUCUUUUUGCAACUCAUUUUCAUGAACUAACAUUGUUAGCUGAUGAAGUUUCCACAGUCAUUAACUCGCAUGUAACAGCUCUGACUUGCAAUGAUACACUAACUCUUUUAUACAAAGUUAAACAUGGAGUUUGUGACCAGAGUUUUGGAAUACAUGUUGCUGAACUUGCUCAUUUUCCAAAACAUGUUAUAGAGUUUGCCAAGAACAAAGCUAAAGAGCUGGAAGAUUUUCAGAGUGUUGAUUUGCAGGGUACUGACAUGGCUGGUGAUGAUGAGCCAGCUGUGAAAAAACGGAAGUCUGAGAAACAGGAAGGUGAACGAAUUAUUGAAGAUUUCCUGAAAAGUGUGAAGAAUUUGCCUUUGGAUACUCUUACAAAUGAACAACUUAAAACUGAAAUAAGCAACCUAAAAGCUGGAGUAGAAUCUAAAAAUAACCUGUAUAUAAAAGACAUUCUCUCUUAAAUUUCUUAAAAGAAUAUUAAUUCUUUUAAACCUUUCCCUCCUGUCCUCUUUUUGGUCAUAAAGCCAGUAUUGAUACUGAUGUA
Messenger RNA from Octopus sinensis (East Asian common octopus), 3141 nucleotides. Its product is annotated as DNA mismatch repair protein Msh2. The transcript has 27 exons. Gene Ontology annotation, cellular component: MutSalpha complex; nucleus. The record is from RefSeq and is a predicted model, not a curated record. Gene Ontology annotation, molecular function: ATP-dependent DNA damage sensor activity; ATP binding; mismatched DNA binding. Lineage: Eukaryota; Metazoa; Mollusca; Cephalopoda; Octopoda; Octopodidae. Gene Ontology annotation, biological process: mitotic recombination; mismatch repair. Bases 290 to 3058 code for a protein of 922 amino acids.